AUGAAACAGAAAGGAGUGGUGAGUGUGUCUCAAUCUCCAUCAGAAGCGUUGGAUCAUGCCACUGAACCCGGGACCCACCAGAUGAUGACGUGUCCGUACCAAGAAGGACUCUUCAUGGCUACAAAGCGCGUGUACCAAGUUUGGAAAGGAAGUAAUGUAAAGUUCACUUCUUUUCCUCUUCUUCGUUGCAAUUUUAGCUUCACAUGCCUUCUGGGUAUGUUCUGGGUUUGUGGCUCUUUGGUUUGCUUGAUGCUGAAGGUUUUGAAUUUCUUCUGGGGUAGUUUUGGUUGCUGGAAUGUGGAAAUUAUUGAACGAGUAGGAUAUGAUGCAGGUUGGGUUAUUGAUUGGGUUAAAUUGGAAUGUGGGAUGGACCACUUGAGCAGGACAGACAGAUGUCUACUACUGCAUGAGGAUUUUUCCAUGGACAAGGAUAGGAUUAUGCCUGUGACGGUUUUGCCAUAUUGGGUUCUUUCCGCUUUAGAUAGGAUAGGAGGAUUCAUUAUUCUCCUUUCUAAUGUACGCUAUUGUUCUCUUGAAAUGAUAAAUUCUUAUGUGGAGGGAGCAAGGCAUCUUCGGCAUGAAUUUUCUUCAUACAAUUCUGGAUAUGCUAUUUUAGCAGUGGCUAUUCUCUUUACUAUUCAUGUUCUGGUGGUUCUCUUUCUUACUUCCUCUGGUGAUCCGGGCAUCGUUCCAAGGAAUCCUCAUCCACCAGAGGAAGAGUUUCGUUACGAUUCUUCAAUUUCUGCUGAUAUUGGGGGAACUGGACGGCAAACACCAAGCCUCCAGUUCCCUCGAACAAAAGAAGUUAUAGUCAAUGGCCUUGCUGUGAGGGUGAAAUAUUGUGAGACGUGUAUGCUGUAUCGUCCUCCUCGUUGUUCACACUGCUCCAUUUGCAACAACUGUGUUGAGCGUUUUGAUCACCAUUGCCCCUGGGUGGGCCAGUGCAUUGGUCUGAGGAACUAUCGUUACUUCUUUAUGUUUGUUUCUUCAGCAACCAUUCUGUGCAUCUAUGUGUUUUCCCUCUCAGCUCUUUAUAUCAAGGUUCUGAUGGAUAAUUAUGACGGCACAGUUUGGAAGGCAAUGAAAGAAUCUCCUGCAUCUGUGAUACUAAUGGUUUAUUGCUUCAUUUCACUGUGGUUUGUUGGUGGACUUACUGGUUUUCAUUUAUACCUUAUAGGCACAAAUCAGACUACCUAUGAAAACUUCCGGUACAGAGCUGACGGCAGGAUCAAUGUUUUUAACCGGGGUUGUUUGACUAAUUUUGUGGAAGUGUUUUGCACAAAAGUAAAGCCCUCAAGGAACAAUUUCAGGGCAUUUACUAGAGAGGAGGUGCCAAGGCCACUGGCUCCGAUCACUAGGCGGGCUCGUGACCCAGAUGAUGACUUGGAUGGAGAUCGCCGUCCUAAGGUUGAAGAUGAUCUUGACAUUGGGGAAGACCUAUUGAAAAUAUCACAGCGCAGGAACAUUGAAGAACUUGAUGAGGACAUUCGUGACAGAGGGAGCAAUGGACCACCCCACCAUACAUCUGAACCUGACUCAAUUUUGUCCUCCGAUCAUCGAGCUCCCACGAUUCGAUCGGAUGCUAGGCACUCGAGUUGGGAUAGGAGUGGAAACUGGGAAAUUGCCCAAGAGGUUCUUGCCAAUUCAAAUGUCACAGAAAGCAGAAACUAUUUGACUUCAAAGGAAAUGCGCCAAUGA
Molecule: messenger RNA, 1698 nt
Organism: Sphenostylis stenocarpa
Lineage: Eukaryota; Viridiplantae; Streptophyta; Magnoliopsida; Fabales; Fabaceae
Source: the annotation of a GenBank genome assembly